AUGGCAAUCGAGGGAGAGAAUGAACGGGCCGCCGUGCCUGUAAACGUUUGGAGAGCUGAACCUGCUUCGUCGAUCCUUGCUUCGCGUUUCGUACCGCAUCUUGCAACCCAGGGAAACGACUCACACCUAACCCGGGAAACAUUUGCACAGCUUCGCCAAGAACUUCUUAGUGAAGCACAAAGUCAACUACGCGUCGAUGAAGACGCCACUGAUGUCAACAAACUUAUCUGCAUUGUCUUGAAGGCCGGCCUAGAGAUUAGCCCGAGCAGCAGCGCAUCAGAGCAAGAUCUGGAAGGUCAAGUCCUCGACUGCUUAGAUAUCAUUCAGGCCAGCAUUGAAAAAGCCCCCCAAGCUCUGUGGGAAUCCUCUGACCCUCUUAUCCUGGGCGAGGACAUACAUGCUCCCCUAUUCGCAUGGCUAAUCCUACGACUAAUCCGACUCGCCACCAUCUGGACCUUCGAAACUGUUCAAGACAAGAUUCAACUUCUUUGCACGAGCCUAGCUUAUUCUCAGUUCAAGCAAGCCCGUUCAUUGCCUGCAAGCUAUGCCGUUGCUACAUUUCUGCGUGCUUGCACGUCAGGUCCGUUCCAUGCCCCCAUUGACGUAGAACCCUGGGCCAAAUUGACAUUCGCCAGAUAUUUUGUGCUCACUUGA
Messenger RNA from Penicillium vulpinum, 654 nucleotides. RefSeq lists its product as uncharacterized. The transcript has a single exon. Bases 1 to 654 code for a protein of 217 amino acids. The record is from RefSeq and is a predicted model, not a curated record. Lineage: Eukaryota; Fungi; Ascomycota; Eurotiomycetes; Eurotiales; Aspergillaceae.